Messenger RNA from Aureococcus anophagefferens, 180 nucleotides. RefSeq lists its product as hypothetical. Gene Ontology annotation, cellular component: endoplasmic reticulum membrane. Gene Ontology annotation, biological process: cellular response to misfolded protein. The record is from RefSeq and is a predicted model, not a curated record. Gene Ontology annotation, molecular function: Hsp70 protein binding. The transcript has a single exon. NCBI's taxonomy places the organism in Eukaryota, Pelagophyceae, Pelagomonadales, Pelagomonadaceae. The annotation marks the transcript as partial.
GACCUCUACACGGUGCUCGGCGUGUCGGCGGACGCGACGGAGGCGAUCCUCAAGCGCGCCUACCGCCUCCGGUCGCUCAAGUACCACCCGGACAAGAAGGGCGGCUCGACCUUCGCGUUCCAGCGCGUCCGCGAGGCCUUCGACACGCUGAGCGACCCGGAGAAGCGGCGCGCGUACGAC